AAGACCAGUCCCGGAAGUCAGGCGGCGCCGGCGCCGGCGCACUGUGUCCUUGCGCAAGCGCGGGAGUUUGGUUUGCGUGUUUCGCUGCAGUCACUGCCCUGGUUUUCUGGGCGCGUUCGGCCUUUUGUGGUGUGAUGGCUCUUGGAGAGGAGGCAGCGGGAGGCCGCAGCAGAGGGGUUGCCGUCACCUCGGGAUGCCUGUAGGAGGAGGGGUCCAAGGGUCCUCACAGUUUCGGUGCCUUCGUUUUCCUCCGUCAGAGUCGCCGUGCCUUUGGAAAGCAUGAGCUCCGCCUGGGACUCCGCUUUCGAGAAGCAGCAUCUCUGGAUGUACCUGCAGGCGCUGGGUUUGGAUCCGAGUUCCGGCGUCAGGGUCGGCGGGAAGAUGGUAUCCUACGCGCACCUUGGAGAGGACAUGUUUGACAAACUGAACCGCGAUGCCUUUCAUAUAGUUUCUUAUUUUUUGUUUAAAACACUGGAUGAGUCUCUUGCCAAAGAAGUUUUCAGAGAUUGCUGGCCUCCAUUUGACCAAAAACUUGACAUGGAAUUCCGGAAACAUUGUUGUGAAUGGUUAAAAGAGAUUUCUGCUGAAUGUGGGAGUAGUUUUCCUCAGGUUGUUGGCUCAUUGCUUAUGUCUCCCGGCGGUCCUAAGUUUAUUCAUCUGAUGUAUCAUUUUGCAAGAUAUGUUGCAAUCAAAUAUAUUAAAACAAACUCUAACAAUUCUCCACAUUUUGCAGAAACAUUUAAUGCAAAGCCACAAGAUAUGCACAAGUGCCUUGCCAGAUGCCAUGUAGCACGCAACAGAUUUUUACAGGUUUUGCAAAGAGAACAUUAUGUUACCCAAAAAUACCAGGAUAAUGCGCAUCUGACUGUUAAGCAAGUACGAAACGCAAGAUCAGAAUGCAUGGGUCUACAAAACCAAAUUAAAAGACUGGGACCCUGUGAUGAAAAGAGUAAUAUACAAGAGAAGAUUCAAAAGGUUCGGUCUUUGUGGACUUCAGUGAAUGAGACACUCAUGGUUUUGGAAAAGGAGAGAGAAGUUGUUAGCUCACUCUUCAGUUUUGUCAACCAGUAUGCUUUGGAUGGGGCUAGUGUUUCUGUUAAUAUUCCAAGGCUCUUACUUGACAGACUAGAGGAGCAGAUAUGUCAGUUGCAGAUAGGAAAUGUUUAUGAGGCUGGAAAAUUGAACCUCUUAACAAUUAUUCAGUUGUUAAAUGAAGUCUUGAAAGUAAUGAAAUAUGAACAUUGUAAGGCUGGCCAAGCAAGAUUGACAAUAGACCUCCACUACCUUGAAAAAGAAACCAAAUUUCAGAGGGAAAGAUUAUCAGCUAUGAAGAACAUGAGGCAUAAAAUAAAAGAGAACGUCACUGCAAUAAGACAUUCUACUGUUGAAAAGGAAGAAAAAUGGCAUACGAAGUGGAAAGGCUUUCUUGGUGUGUCUCCUUUCAGUCUAAUUAAAGGCGGGCCUUCAGCUGUGGAUCUUUUGCCUCCCAUGUCUCCUCUUUCGUUUGAUCCUGUGUCAGAGGAAGUAUAUGCAAAGAGUGUACUUUUUAAGUAUCCUGCGUCACUUCCAGAUAUACAUAAAGAAGCUAAACAAGAAGAUGGUGGCAGAAGAGAAGUGGAUACCCCAGGAAAUGUGUGUGAUGGCGCUGACAGCCCUGUGCCUUUUCCCUUACAGUGUGCUUCGUCCUCAGAUACAAACAGUUUCACACUACUUGAGAAGGAUCCAAAUAUGAGGACUCCCAAAGAGAAAAACGUGCCUUAUAAGAAAAUAGCAGGCUCCGAAUCGGAAGACUCUCCUUUAUCAGAUACUGCAAAGAAUGCACAGAGUAGCGUAUCCGGAGGGUCUGUGCUGGGGAAAAAGAGUGACCCAUUCCAGAGAGAGCAAGAUCAGCUGGUGGACGAGGUUGCCAGAGUAGUUCUGUCUGAUUCACCACAGCUCUCUGAGGGAAAAGAAGUCAAAUUGGAGGAGCUAAUUGACACUUUAAUUUCUAAUCCCUUCUUAACCAGGAAACAAAUUCCCCGGACUCCGGAUAACUUGAUAGCUGAUAUUAGAAGCUCAUGGAGAAAAGCUGUCGAAACUGAAGUUAACAGAAGUUCAGAUGGGAUUCUAGUGGAUGCCAAAGCUGGAGACGUGUCGUCAGAGUCUUCAUCUAUACUGCAUAAUCAGAGGGAAUUUAGCAUGGCUAUUUUUUCCCCAGAUUUUGAUGGGUCUUAUUUGCCUGAAGAGAAAGCUGUUCCAGAUCAGCUUACCAGUGUACCUCAGAAACAUCUGGUAACGAGUCAGAUCAGUGAACCCCCAACAGAAGAUGAGUCAGACUUGAUAAAUAAGAAAAUGAUUUGUAAGCAAGAUUUAGAAUGUGCAGCCACCAGGCUUUCAGAAACUAGACAAAUGGAGGCAUUCUCCCCUGCUGUGGGCAGUGGAAUAGAUGUGAUGGGUAGAAGUAAAGAGGACUGUGUUCGACUGUUGGACUACUCACAAGCUUCUUGCAGUGAACCUUCCACGCAUAAGACUUUGCUAUGGGAUUCUUUCCAGAGGUUGAGUGGCAUUGGCAUAUUACAUGAGACUCUUCCAGAAGAAGUUGGUCACCUAAGUCUUAAUAGUUCUACGAGUUCAGAGACCACUUUUCACCUGGAACCAAAGACUUAUGUAGACAGUGAUGCUUUUCCAGAUGGUGUGGGGAAAAGACAAGCUAUUCCAGAAUUAGAUUCCAAUUUACAGUCUCUUCUCAGUAGUUAUGAGGCUCUGAAGAAAUCUCUUAACAAAAUCAGGAAAGAAUCUCGCCUGUCUAACCCUAAGACACUUGAACAACACAAAAUAGAAUUGAGUCCUGUAGCCAAGCAAGUAGAUGAUACAUGCACUGUUUUGGACACUCAAGAUUUGUUUGUUGACUGCACAAAGCCGUCUUCCCACGUAUCCUUUGAUGAAAGAACACAGACUGUAUCACCUCUAUCUAAAGCUUUUCUGGUGGAGCAAAAAUUGAGGACCACAUUACCAUGUAGGCUUGGGGAAUUUCUGCCUAAUUUAAAAGAAGAAGAAAUCUCAAGUAAGAGCCUUGAAGCAAGAGACUCUCUGAUUUGACAAGAUAAAGCAUUUUCCAGUUGAUUUAGCUGAUGCACUUACCCUGAAGCCUUUUCACUUAACUGCAGCUGAGAUCCACACAUUGGAAGUGUAAUUCUCUUUCUAGCAUCAGAGAAGUUCUGAAUGUACUUUGGCUUCUUAUAAUGUAUUUAGGUCUUUCUCCCUCCUCUUUUUCUUGCUAAAUAUUAUGAGUUUGAAAUGUGAAGUAUUUAAGAACAGCAAAUGUCAAAUUUUAGAAAACCAUUUUGAUUCCUAGAAUAAUCUUAUAAGUAAAUUACAAAUAUAGUUAUGUUAAAAAUAUUAGUCAUGGGGUUGGGGAUUUAGCUCAGUGGUAGAGCGCUUGCCUAGCAAGCGCAAGGCCCUGGGUUCGGUCCCCAGCUCCGGAAAAAAAA
Messenger RNA from Rattus rattus (black rat), 3470 nucleotides. RefSeq names its product HAUS augmin like complex subunit 6 (gene Haus6). Gene Ontology annotation, molecular function: microtubule binding. NCBI's taxonomy places the organism in Eukaryota, Metazoa, Chordata, Mammalia, Rodentia, Muridae. The record is from RefSeq and is a predicted model, not a curated record. The coding region runs from base 280 to 3078 and encodes 932 amino acids. Gene Ontology annotation, cellular component: mitotic spindle microtubule; HAUS complex. The transcript is spliced from 17 exons. Gene Ontology annotation, biological process: spindle assembly.